GGCAAGCAUGCAGUUGAGCAGUGUGUGGCUAAUAAAGGCUUCUUCCUUGUUCAGCCAUCCAUUCCUCCUCUAUGGUUACAGGCACCCUACCUGCCCUGCACUUCCCAAAUAUUCAACAACAAAACAUACUUAGACACACCAUAAGUCAGUGGCUAACAUAUUCAUAGUAUUGCGUAUUUGGCAUGGCAGCGGCUGCACGAUCCGUCUCCCUUUUGAGCUGCCCAUCUUCUUCUUGUUUCACCCCCAGAGCCCGAUUCUCACAGGUAGUUAAGGUGGUGAACCAACGGCGCAAUGUGUGUUGCUUGGCAGUGCAAGAAUCAUCUACUUCCACAACUGAAGCAGUUGCUGCUGAAACAAAGGAGAAAAAGGCCGUGAAGGACGAGAGCGAUGGCACGGCUGCUGCUGCUCCAAAGCCGAAGGCAGCAGCAAAAGCUCCGGCAAAGGCUCUGCCGCAGUUGAUGGAGGAGGACGUAAUACCUGUGCUCAAAGAAACACUAGAAGCUCAACAAGAUAUAUCCCAGCUCCAGCUAUCUUUCAAUGAAAAUAAGUUGGAGGGGUCUUUCUUGAAGAAGGGCAGUCCUUACACAUUUUGGGCAUUCUUUCCUGAUGGAAUCAAUGGGCCGAAAGGAUUCUCCCUAUCAUCGUAUGGUUCAGGAGUUAGCACCGUGGAGCCAUUUCUCGUCGACGAGAAGAAACCAACUGCAAAACAUGUCGUUUUCUGGGUCGAGAAGCGAUUGGCUGCUCAAGGAAUAAUUCCAGUGUGGAGCGACUGACACUAUCUGCAAUCUGUAGAAACCCACACCAAUCACAGCUGCAAAAUUUCAGUUUUGUUCGUUCCUGUAAAUGAAAGAAUUGACAUAAUUUUUAUUGCAAAAAAAGAUAGUUGUUAGCAGCAAGCCAAUUGCAUUUGAAACUAA
Messenger RNA from Sesamum indicum (sesame), 917 nucleotides. RefSeq names its product DUF2996 family protein. The record is from RefSeq and is a predicted model, not a curated record. NCBI's taxonomy places the organism in Eukaryota, Viridiplantae, Streptophyta, Magnoliopsida, Lamiales, Pedaliaceae.